UGCUCUUGCUUCGUAAAUUUUUAUUAUUUUAUGAUUUCAAUUUAAUCGACAUUCUUGCAACGAUAAUGGAUAAGAAUGGAUUAUAAAGCAAUUUUUUAGUGCUAUCGUAUUGGGAUUAGAAGAGGAGAUAGCACGAGACGCAUUUAUUUAGGAUACACUAUCAAAGAAAUGUAUACGUAUUAAAUUGAGAAAGUAACAAACUAGUUAAUGGCUAAUGGCAGCGUUAACUUUAAAUCAAUUUUCAACUUGAUUAUUAUUAUAUAAAUCUUCAAAAUAGAUUAGUAAUAAGAUUAAUUUAUUUCACAAGACAAACAAAAUCACAAUAAUUGUAUUCAUUCAUACCAAUGAAUUUAACUUUUUAGAGAUUAUCCUGAUUUUACCAAUGCAGAUAUUUUAUCGACAAUGAGAUUUAGUGUAGCAAGUGGUCUAAUUCCAUUGACAUUGGGAGCGAAGCAUUCAUAAAAAUACACAUAACCGUGACCGUGUGGGUUUUCGACGCUUGUGAUGGACCUGGAUGAUGUGUACGUUCAAAUUGGAGAAUUUGGUGUCCAACAGAAGAUCUACUUCUUGUCCCUCGGCCUCUUCAAUCUCUAUGCUCCACUUCACCUGGUCCAAACCGUUUUCACAGGUCAGCAGCCACACUUUACCUGCAUCCUCAGCAAUGGUUCAGCAGUAAACAAUACCUGUCCCGAGAAUCUUUUGAGCAAUUGUGACCACGUCCAGUUUACCCAUCUUCCCGAUUCAUAUGCUAGACAGUGGUCACUUAUCUGCGAUGAGGCCUACAAAUCCAAGCUGGUGCAGUCCUUCUUCAUGGCUGGGGUGGGAAUCGGGGCUGUGAUUUUGGGGGCUGUUGCAGACAGGAUUGGACGACGGAAGACGCUGGUUGGGACGUUAAUGGGAAUGAUAAUAUUUGGGAUUGCUUCCAGUUUUGUCCCAUGGUACUGGGGUUACAUUGUUUUACGAUUUUGUGUUGGGUUCUUUGCUGCUGGAAAUAUUUUGUCUAGUUUCGUGCUCUCUAGUGAAUUGAUUGGCCCAUCCAAGAGAGGAAUUGCUGGCAACAUUUUUCAAGUAUUCUUUGCAUUUGGCAUUGUAAUACUCUCUUUGUUGGCUUAUGCGUUUACAAAUUGGAGAAUUUUGUCUGCAGCUGCAACAUCGAUUGGGAUUCUGUAUUUCUUCUUGUUCAUAAUGCUACCAGAGUCUCCCCGCUGGCUAAUUAAUCAUCAGCGAAUAAGAGAAGCCAAGCAUAUUCUAAGGACAAUGGCAGAUAGAAACGGGAUGAUUUUCCCAUCCGAUUUGGAAAUCAAUCUUCCUCCACCCAAUGCUCAUCGUGGACACCUCUGUGAUCUGUUCAGACGAAGGAAAACAACAGUAUCCACACUGGUUCAGCUCUACUCUUGGUUCGUUAACAGCGUUGUCUACUACGGUUUGACUUUGGCAUCCGACAAGCUCGGAAGUAAUAUAUACGUUUCAACAAUGCUAUCCGGGAUCGUUGAAUUACCUGCUUAUUUUAUUACUGCAUUGCUAAUUGACUGGUUGGGUAGAAGACUACCAUUGAGUAUAUUUAUGGUCAUCGGAGGCAUCUCCUGCAUUCUUAUUGAAGUGAUCAACCAUCCAGAAGUAAUUUUUAUUUUGGCUCUAGUCGGAAAACUUUGUAUUGCUGCGAGCUUCGCCAUAAUUUAUAUUCACAGUUUUACAACUUUCAGCGCUGAAUUAUUUCCAACCGUCAUUAGAAAUAGUGGAUUGGGACUUUGUUCAUUGUUUGCAAGAGUGGGCGGAAUAGUUGCCCCUUUCAUCAGUUUAGCAGAUUCUGUUGAAACAUCACUUCAAUUUACAAUAUUUGGAAUAUUGAGUUUAUCUUCUGGGCUGCUCAACUUACUUUUAGAAGAAACGCUUAACCGAACAUUGCCCGAAACAUUGGAUGACUUGAAGGGAGAAAGUAAUUUAAGAAACGUCAGAGGACGGUAUGCAAGAUUAGCUAGCGAUGAAUUGGAACAAUCAGAAGAGGAGACGAAUGAUAGUUCAGAAAUAUACAAAUCGAGUCACAUGUUAGCCACGUAAAUAUUUUUUCGCUCAUUUGGAAUCUUCUGACCUUUUGCACUUUGUGGAGUUGUCAGACCGCUCAUAAUUUCUUCUUGCCAUGAGCAACGAAGAUGUUCGGGUAUUAAUGGGCAUUAAAAAAUCCAGAUGAGUGUAUCUAUUUGAUAUAAUAUAUUCCUUAGUGGUGUCACAGAAAAUAACCAUUGAGACUGAAUGAUAUUAUUGUAUUUACCGAGUGCCUUAGAAUUUUAUGGUGACAUUUAUUGUCUACUAAUAAGUUAGCUGUGAUGAUGACUCAUAUUGUCGAGUUUAAAUAUUUUAUGAAGUAAAUACAAGUAAAGCUAAGUAUUUUAACAUGGACACACCAA
Folsomia candida is the source of this 2405-nucleotide messenger RNA. Its product is annotated as solute carrier family 22 member 15. The record is from RefSeq and is a predicted model, not a curated record. Lineage: Eukaryota; Metazoa; Arthropoda; Collembola; Entomobryomorpha; Isotomidae. Gene Ontology annotation, biological process: transmembrane transport. Gene Ontology annotation, molecular function: transmembrane transporter activity. Gene Ontology annotation, cellular component: membrane. The transcript has 11 exons. Bases 505 to 2058 code for a protein of 517 amino acids.